This is a messenger RNA of Anopheles nili, 3041 nucleotides long. RefSeq lists its product as uncharacterized. The record is from RefSeq and is a predicted model, not a curated record. The transcript is spliced from 6 exons. Lineage: Eukaryota; Metazoa; Arthropoda; Insecta; Diptera; Culicidae. The coding region runs from base 70 to 1440 and encodes 456 amino acids.
GCCAUCGUAUCGUUUUGUGCUUAAACUAUCUGUUCGAAUAUACCACCCCAUCAACGUUAAGGACUUGUAAUGGAUUCUAAAGCGCUUUUCUUAGCACUCUUUUGCCUACUGGCGAUAAACCAGCUGGUGCAAGGAAAUAAUGACACGGCUGCAGCAUCCAAACCCGCCCAGCGAUACAAGCGAAUGUACGUCAUGUGUCCCCCGGCGUUCAGCCAAAUCGGUAACGAAUGCUAUUACAUUUCGGAAAAUAAAUUCAACUGGCUGGAUGCGUACUUCGAGUGUAAGGAUCGAAACAGCAAGCUUGCGGAACCGAUGAAGUUCGAGGAUAGAGACCUUCGGAGGUAUCUGCAGAAAAUCAAGUUGCGGAAUGAUCUCUGGAUUGGUGGAACAUACAACUGGAAGACGAACAAGUGGCAGUGGGGACACAAUGGACGUGAAAUCGAGUACCAAUCUUUCAGCCAAAUGGUUCCCGGGAGCAGCCAGGAUUUGAAAUUCAACUGUGCACUGCUAAGGUCCGACCACAAGUUCAGAUGGUCGGCCGAAGAGUGCACAAAGAAGAUUAAUUUCAUCUGUCAGCAUCGCAUGCCGCUGGUGUCCGAGGUUGGACGGAACAAUUUGUACGACAAAUGGAAUAAGACCUACCCCUACCAAAAGGCAAACGAGAAGAUGGUGUACAUCGUCAACGAUCGGGGCAACCGUAAUCGAAACGAUACUACGAGGCCUCACAUUUACCCGAGCUUUAAGAAGAUGAAGCAAUCGAAUCCCUCGAUACGCCCUAGCCGUCGGCGCAACCCAUACCGUACCAGGAAGCCAUUUGAUGCAGCCACUAAUCCCAACUACAUCCCGGCCGAUGUUGUCGCUCGCAAGCAACAGGUGGCGCAAUAUGUUCCGGAUACGCAGAAUGAGCUGAACACGAUUGAUAACGGACAUCGCAACGGUUACACCUCGCAGUUCAACCAAUUCAACAUCGAUUUUAACCCGCGAAAUGGCAAAGGACGCAACCCAACCAUGCCCCGUAGAUACCGUACUGGGUAUGAAACCGCACGCGUGGAACCACAGCAUCCGCAUCAGCAUCGCCAUCAACCGGGCAUGCACAAAACAACCAAACAUACCCACCAGCAUCCGAUGCUGUCGCAUCCGAUGUAUGUCCAUCCACCGACUAUGCCCACCACGACCACAACUUCGACCACCACUACGACCACAACAACAACGCCUCCACCGCCACCGAAAACUACGAUGAGACCGUCGGUUUUCCCACCGGCUACGACGAGCCUUUCGCCGGAGGAAAGGAAACUUAAGCGAGAGAAAUUGCGCGAACGGCUGCAAAAGCUGACAGUCGAGGAACAGCAGUUCUUCAUGCAAAAUCGUGCCAAUCGGAAGCGGAAGGAGCAGCUGCUUCGCAAGCUGCAACAGCAGCGAGAGAACGAGGUGGUGCAGUAAGAAGCCCAAAAUUGGUCGCAGCUACACACACGGUUCCUAGGAAGCGGCAAUCCAGAGGGAAGUUGAACAAACUCGAUCAAUGCUCCGUAGACGUGGUCUCGCAGAGCACUGUACCUUGCUUUGUAUGCGCAUCGAUGGACGGCUCAACUGUCCGGACACGAUAAACCUCAACCCAGAAUCGUGCCCCAAACGCCGCGAUACCGUUGGGGACACCGAACAAAUGCACGGCAAAAAAAGAAGCGCAUAAACAAGUAACAGAUAUAACACAAAUCCUCCCACAGGAACGGUUUCGACAAAGUCGAGUCUCGGAUUGGCGCGAUACAAAAAGGAGGGCAAUAAUCAGGGCAGGAUCGAGGGCACAAGCCACCAGGUUAAGAGUUAAUAAAUCACAAACAAGAAUGCAUAAUGUAGUAAAAGGUACCGUCUUCGCAGCAGCUAACAUUAGUACUUUAAGCUUGUAUAAGCAACUACAGUCAAUAAAACACGUUGGAACAACAUCCGAUUUUCCGCCCUCGAUAGCACGUUGGUCUUUCACGCAUUAAAAUUCAACUAAUCUCGUUACAUAAAACAGUUUAAAGAUAGGGAAGAGAACGCAAAUGCUAUAAGAAGUACACUAUUAUUCGACCAAAAUAUGUUAAACAAAAACUUAAAGUUGAAGAAAAAAUCAUGCCGGCAUAUACCAAACAUUUUAAAGUAUAAAUGAAAUGUGCGACGCUGUAAAAAAAUACAAACAAACACAUAAACACCCCUAAUUUCCUCAUGGCAAGGAAUAAGAACAAACAGAAACCUUUCACCAAUCAACGGAACAAACAAACUAGCGAUUAGAAGUGGGCAGAGAGUUUAUACAGAUUAGCGCGUAAAGCUUAUCCUUUCUAGAAUAGUCCUGACAGAUAGCGAUAACACAAUACCACUUUUCCGGAAGGGGAGAAGGCACAAGGAUGCCGUUUAUGAAUUGAUUGUUGGCAAACAUUAUUUGCAGGAAUUUGCUACAGAGCGACAGAGAGCAAGGUGAUAGCACAUUCAAACACUUGAUCUUUGACCAAAUCCUCGUCGAUGUUGUGCAAGGAUGCCUGGUCAAGACUAACAUUAGCGCUUAGUUCUAAUUGCCAUACUACUGCUAUAGCUAUUACUACCGCUACUUUAGCUGUUACUACUACUUUAGCCGAAGAGUCAGCACGAGCGAGCAAAGGCGUUUUCACGACGUGGCCCAACCAGAACCAGCACACGGCGCGACGAAACAAACUGUCUGCCCGGCGGAAGAUGAGCGGGCAGCUCUGUUCGUCUCUUAGCGACAAAGUUAAAACGCCAAAAGCCAGCGCAUAAUUACUUGUAAUUUAAUUUCUACAAACAAAUUUGCAUAUUUAAAGCAGACGUGAACACACGCCAUCAGAGGAAUGUUACACCGGUGACGUUUUCACCGUGCGAAGGGAAUCAAUCUAGUUACGCGAGCGGGAGAUAAAGUCGUUUAGAUUAUACGAUAAGGUAUACGCGAUGCACAUUCACGUAAGCUAGGUUCGAAAAUGAGAAAGAUAAUGUGAAUGUGCGUCAGCAAAAAAAACCGUAAGCAAGCCCAUACAACGAGAUCAGAAACAUAACUAUUC